Molecule: messenger RNA, 1394 nt
Organism: Paraphaeosphaeria sporulosa
Lineage: Eukaryota; Fungi; Ascomycota; Dothideomycetes; Pleosporales; Didymosphaeriaceae
Product: DUF803-domain-containing protein
Exons: 8
Coding region: 93-1367 (424 amino acids)
Biological process (GO): magnesium ion transport
Cellular component (GO): membrane
Molecular function (GO): magnesium ion transmembrane transporter activity
Source: RefSeq, a predicted model, not a curated record
UCUCGCCGCCAACGCUUGCAGCACACCGCAUCCGACAACAUUCGCGUCUGAUAGCUGAACACCAGAGCGACAGGGAACCCUGGUGCGCCAUUAUGGUCGAAGACAAAUACGUUGGCCUGAUAUUGGCUGUGUCGUCUUCGCUUGCCAUAGGCACGAGUUUUGUCAUCACGAAGAAGGGUCUAAACGCUUCCGCAGAGAAACAUGGCUUUGACGGAGAUGGUUUCUCAUAUUUGCGAAAUCCCAUUUGGUGGGCCGGAAUAGUCACGAUGGUUUUAGGAGAGAUAUUCAACUUCGCCGCAUACGCAUUUGCACCUGCGAUUCUGGUGACUCCGCUCGGAGCUCUAUCAGUGCUAAUCGGUGCUGUCCUAGGGUCCUACUUUCUCCAGGAAUACUUGGGCGUGCUUGGCAAGAUUGGCUGCGCCAUAUGUCUGAUAGGAUCUGUCAUCAUCGUGCUCCAUGCGCCGCCGGACGAGGAAGUUGAGUCCGUUGACAAAAUUCUCGACUAUGCGAUACAGCCGGGCUUCCUAAUCUACUGUGUCUUCGUCGCCGCCUUUUCCAUCUUCAUGAUCUACAACAUAGCGCCCAAAUACGGCAGAAGAAAUCCGCUCAUUUACCUCUCCAUCUGCUCGACGACCGGAUCCGUAUCUAUUAUGGCGAUCAAAGCAUUCGGUAUUGCGCUCAAGAUGACUUUUGCUGGAAAUAACCAAUUUUCACACCCUUCCACAUACGUCUUCGUAAUCAUAACGGUCGGCUGCAUUUUGACGCAGAUGAACUACUUCAACAAAGCGCUCAGCCAGUUCUCAACCAACAUUGUCAACCCGCUUUAUUAUGUCACAUUCACGACAUGCACACUUGUCGCUUCCUUUCUACUCUUCCGCGGUUUUAACACCACCUCCGCCGUGAACACCAUCUCCCUCCUUUGCGGUUUCCUCGUCAUAUUCUCCGGCGUCUACCUCCUCAAUCUCUCCCGCGACGACCCUGACGGCAGCCGUGCUCUGGGUAACAACUUCAGCGACGGUGUGCCGACGGACGGCAUUUCGGGUUUCCCUACGAGGCGAAGCAUGCAGUUGCGACGCAGUACCGAAUCUAAUUUCCGGAGCCCUGCGCUUCCAUUUUUGGGCGGCCAUGGCAACGGCAGCCGGCAAAGUUUUGGGGAGAGGAGGGCAAUGAUGCACGACUACGAUAUCGAGAAUAAUCAAUUUGAGAUGGGCGAUCUGGCGGAUGAUAGCGAUGAGGCAGAAGGCGGUAUCAAGAGGACGAGCUUUGACGAAGCAGACGACGUGGGAUUGAACGGACGUCGACCGAGUGGCAGUGUGAGAGUCUCGAAAUCAUCCGUACGACCGAACGCCAAGGGCUCAGGCCGAUAAUACUUGCGAAGACCAGAUGCCAAAUCA